This is a messenger RNA of Neurospora hispaniola, 729 nucleotides long. RefSeq lists its product as uncharacterized. The coding region runs from base 1 to 729 and encodes 242 amino acids. Lineage: Eukaryota; Fungi; Ascomycota; Sordariomycetes; Sordariales; Sordariaceae. Gene Ontology annotation, molecular function: nucleic acid binding. The record is from RefSeq and is a predicted model, not a curated record. The transcript is spliced from 2 exons.
AUGGGUUCCUCAGACAGGCGAGCCGUCAAGGUUACAGACGACGAUGAUGCAGAAGACGUCCCCCUCCACCACCUUCGCCCCUUCGGCACCGGGUUAUACAAACAACAGAUAAAAUUCGUCCCCGCCUCCGAUGGCGACCUAGACUCGACCAGUUUGACAACGACCAAGUCCAGCAAGCCAAAACUUGACGUAGCUGGUCUUUACCUGAAUAUGGUUCUCGCCAAUAAGGACAAAAACAAAGACAACGAGAAACAAAAUGAAAAUCAAUCAACACAGCCACCAAUAGUAAUACCACAACAGGAAAUCUGCCAGAUCUGUAGCCUCCCCUACGCACCAAAUCCAGAAUCCAAAGCUAUCCACGAACAGUCCUUUGCGCAUCAAUCCCGCCUCCCACACUCCCACCCUCCCUCAGCCCUCGACCGUUCACGGAUGGGGCUCAAACACCUGACAAGCCACGGCUGGGACCCAGACUCCCGCCAAGGUCUCGGGUCCGCGGCACAGGGAAUCCAGUUCCCCAUAAAGGGCAAGAAGAAAGAUGAUCACUUGGGGCUUGGGGUAGAGGUGCCUAAGAAUGGGCAGCUACUUGUGCCAAAGAAGAAGGAAAAGUUGUUGGAUGCGAAAAAGGUUCGGAAGAUGGCCGAGGUGGAGAAGAAGAAAGCGGAAAGGAUACGAAAGGAGUUGUGGGGGAGAGGACCUGAUCUGGAGAGGUAUUUGGGGAAGGGGGGCUAA